Molecule: messenger RNA, 1557 nt
Organism: Pseudophryne corroboree (corroboree frog)
Lineage: Eukaryota; Metazoa; Chordata; Amphibia; Anura; Myobatrachidae
Gene: SRM
Product: spermidine synthase
Exons: 8
Coding region: 134-1033 (299 amino acids)
Biological process (GO): polyamine metabolic process
Molecular function (GO): catalytic activity
Source: RefSeq, a predicted model, not a curated record
UACAUUCCUGCCAUGUGCGGUCAUAGUACCUUGCUAGACACUCGGCACCGCCCCCUUCUCCGCCUUGGAUAUCCAGUGCCAGGGAGGUUGCUCCUAGCAGGUUAGGUUGAGCUCUACACGGUUCUUGGCUGUCAUGGAGUUGCCGGUGCGGGAUGGCUGGUUCCGGGAGACGUGCAGCCUGUGGCCCGGCCAAGCCAUGUCCCUGCAGGUGGAUGAGGUGCUGUGUCACCGGAGGUCCCCGUUCCAGGAGAUCCUGGUGUUCAGAAGUAAGACCUAUGGAAAUGUGUUAGUCUUGGACGGCCUAAUACAGUGUACGGAGAGGGACGAGUUCUCCUACCAGGAAAUGAUGGCGAACCUCCCGCUCUGCAGCCACCCGAACCCACGCAAGGUGCUGAUCAUCGGAGGAGGCGAUGGAGGAGUCCUGAGAGAGGUGGUGAAGCAUCCGUCUGUGGAAUCCGUGGUACAGUGUGAGAUUGAUGAGGAGGUCAUCAACGUCUCCAAGCAGUAUCUUCCAGGAAUGGCCAUGGGGUACUCCAGUCCUAAGCUCACCUUACAUGUUGGUGAUGGUUUCCAGUUCAUGAAACAGAACCAAGAUGCGUUUGAUGUUAUCCUGACGGACUCUUCUGACCCUGUAGGUCCUGCAGAAAGUCUUUUUAAAGAGGAUUACUAUCAGCUGAUGAAGACUGCGCUGCGAGAGGGCGGGAUCCUCUGUUGUCAAGGGGAAUGUCAGUGGCUGCACCUAGCGCUCAUUAAAGAGAUGCAUCAGUUCUGCAAAUCUCUCUUCCCUGUGGUAGAAUAUGCGUACUGCACCACGCCAACUUAUCCCAGCGGCCAGAUCGGAUUCAUGCUGUGCAGCAAGAAUCCCAACACUGAUUUCCGGGAACCAGCGCACCCGCUCUCACAGGACCAGGUUGAUGCCAUGAACCUCAGAUACUACAACUCCAGCGUUCACCGUGCAGCGUUUGUCCUCCCGGAGUUUACACGGAAAGUAAGACUCUUCCCGGUUCAUUCACAGGCACUCAGCAAUGUGUGACGCGCCGGCAGAGCCGACAUCUCUCUGGGAGCAUCAGACCUUUCAUCCAGGGAAGACGAGAGACUGUCCCAUCUGGGAUACAACGCGGGACUUAUACUCUAUUCCAGUGCUGGCAACUGUGAUCCGUACCCUCCUCUGGGGGCAUCCCGUGCAUGCAGCCGUCAUUCACUUAUUCUGAGAGCGCGGCUGAAAGGGUGAAGUUGUCAACUCCCAAAGCCCCUGUCGCUGUCAGCGUCCUCCAUAUGUUACCUAUAUAUAUAUAUAUAAUUACAGGGCUGAGGUGACAGGCCUGCAAGCUGCUGAUCUACACCCCCCCCCCCUCCCCCUUCUUUUAUUGCUUUUGGUAAGGUGUAUUGGGUUUUGUACACAUCUUAUCUCCCCCCCACCUCCCAGUCACAACCAUGGCGUCACACCUGGGUGUUUAGCUGUGUGAGUGGGGGGAGUACAGACGUUGGGGGGGGGGGGGGGGACGGAUUGGUCUUCAGAUUGUGAAUGUUACCGGACAGUAAACUGAUUCAACUAAA